This is a messenger RNA of Acanthisitta chloris (rifleman), 1225 nucleotides long. RefSeq names its product methyltransferase like 15 (gene METTL15). Gene Ontology annotation, biological process: rRNA base methylation. Lineage: Eukaryota; Metazoa; Chordata; Aves; Passeriformes; Acanthisittidae. The record is from RefSeq and is a predicted model, not a curated record. The transcript is spliced from 5 exons. The coding region runs from base 8 to 1225 and encodes 405 amino acids. Gene Ontology annotation, molecular function: rRNA (cytosine-N4-)-methyltransferase activity.
CUCCAAAAUGUUACCUCAGUGUUUGUGCCAAGUUUACAAAUGUUUGUUUCUGCACAACUUGAAACUGAAUUCAGUAAACAUGGCUAGCUUGGCCAGGAGGAUCCAUUCAUCAUCAAAAAAGCUUUCUGACUGUGAGAUAAAGGAAGAAACUGCCCAGAAAUGUGAAACUGAAGAGUUGCCUCAGAGUACAGAAAACAAUGACUCGGGAAGAUUGCACAUACCAGUGAUGCUGGAGGAGGUUGUUAAUUGUUUAGCCCCCCAGCCUGGGCAGUGUUUCCUUGAUAUGACGUUUGGAGCUGGAGGUCACACGACAGCUCUUCUUGAGAGAGCCAACAACAUCACCGUGUACGCGCUCGACAGGGAUCCCACAGCUUACAAAAUAGCUCAGCAGCUCUCAGAAUCCUACCCGAAACAGCUUCAUCCUCUUCUCGGGCAGUUUAGCCAGUCAGAGGCUUUGUUGAUGGAAUCUGGAGUUCAGCCAGGGACUCUGGAUGGAGUUCUCCUGGAUGCUGGUUGUUCCUCUAUGCAAUUUGACACACCUGAAAGAGGUUUUUCCCUGCACAAGGAUGGACCUUUGGACAUGAGGAUGGAUAGUGACAGGUACCCUGCCAUGCCCACUGCUGCUGAUGUUGUGAAUGCCUUAGAUCAACAGGCUCUUGCGUCCAUCCUGAGGACAUAUGGGGAGGAGAGACACGCCAGGAAAAUCGCCUCAGCCAUCGUUCAGGCACGCAGCAUAUACCCCAUCACCAGAACUCAGCAGCUCGCCAGCAUCGUGGCAGGUGCUUUUCCAGCCUCAGCACUCUAUGCACGCAGGGAUUUGCUUCAGAGACCUUCACACGUUGCUACCAAAACUUUUCAAGGUCUGCGCAUAUUUGUAAAUGAUGAGCUCCACGAACUCUUCAUAGGACUGAAGACAGCUGAGAAAUUUCUGAAGCCUGGAGGUCGCCUCGUGGCCCUCUCCUUCCAUUCCCUCGAAGAUCGAGUUAUCAAACGUUUCCUUCAUGGAAUAGACAUGACCCAAAAGUACAAUCUUGGCUCAAGGCAGAAGAUAAGACAGGCUCUGAAAAAUCCCUCCAACAAAGAAGAUGCACAAGAAUCUCCCCACGGAAAAUCCAACUCAAAGUGGAUUUUUAUACAGAAAAAGGUUCUCACACCCCAGGCCAAGGAUAUUCAAACAAACCCAAGAGGAAGGUCGGCCAAGCUAAGAGCUGCUAUUAAAGCCUAA